AUGAGCAGCUCCUCCCUCGCCGUCUUCUCAAGACGGCUUGGUCCUCGCCAAUGGACCUGUAUGACCUGCAAGAGCCAGCUGCCGCCGUUUGUCAAGCCGACGACUGCGCGGUUUGGCGCCGCCCGUCGCUUCGCCUCAGCCUCAGGCAAGAAUGGCUCGUCGCAACAGUCGCCGCCGCGCCGGCCGCGCAGGGCUCUCUUGUUCGCGUCGACCAGCGCGGCCGUCGGCGGCGUCACCGCGCUAGCCUUCAUCGACGACAUCAAGGGCGCCUACGAGGCUGCAGAGCGCAGCGGUCGCGUCGUCGCCGGCCUCGCCAUCUGCAUCAACGACUACCGCACCACGCUCAACCAGAGAGCGCUGAUGGAAAGCGAUGACGAAAAGGAGGUCGUCCUCAAGGCAUGCCACAAGCGCUGCGCCGAGCGCACCUUGAAGGUGCUCGAAAAGAAUGGCGGCAUAUUCAUCAAGCUCGGACAGCACCUUAGUGCCAUGAACUACCUCUUGCCCUCCGAGUGGACCACCACCUUCAUCCCGCUGCAGGACAAGUGCCCCGUCUCGUCGUACGAGGCGAUCGAAGAAAUGUACAAGUCCGACACCGGCGAGGACCUGAUGGCCUACUUCUCCGCCUUCUCGCACGAGCCCAUCGGUGCAGCCUCGCUCGCGCAGGUGCAUCUGGCGACGAUCCGCGCCACUGGGCAGGAGGUCGCCGUCAAGGUGCAGCACCCGGAGCUGCAGGCGUGGGCGCCGCUGGACCUCGCGCUGACGCGGUACACGUUCCGCACGCUGAAGCGCUUCUUCCCCGAGUACGACCUUGAGUGGCUAUCAUCCGAGAUGGAGGUGUCGCUACCGCGCGAGCUCGACUUCCAGGAGGAGGCCGUCAACGCGCGCUCGAUGCGCGACCACUUCGCCCGAAUCCCGCACCUGCCGCUCGUCGUGCCCGAGGUGGUGUGGGCGCGCCGCCGCAUCAUCGUCAUGGCGUGCGAGGCGGGCCACCGUCCGGACGACCUCGCGUACCUGGACGCGCACGGCAUCGACCGCGACGAGGUGUCGGCCGCGCUGGCGCGGAUCUUCAACGAGAUGAUCUUUGGCGACGGCGCGCCGCUGCACUGCGACCCGCACGGCGGCAACCUCGCGAUCCGCAAGAACGACAGCGCGCCGGCCGGCCGCGGCAUCCUCGAGCUGCUCCGCCUCCGCCGCCGCCGCCCCAACUUCGACGUCAUCCUCUACGACCACGGGCUGUACCGUGAGAUCCCGCUCGCGCUGCGGCGCUCGUACGCCAAGAUGUGGCUCGCCGUCAUCGACGGCGACAUGGACCGCAUGCGGCGGUACGCGCGAGAGGUCGCCGGCGUCACCGACGAGGACUUCCCGCUCUUCGCGUCCGCCAUCACGGGACGCGACUACCGCGUGCUCGCCACGCAGGGGUCGGUGCUGCGCGCGCGCACCGGCGACGAGGAGGCCGCCAUGUCCACCUCGCUGCAGGAGGGGCUCAUCGUCGACCUGGUCCGCCUGCUCGGCCGCGUGCCCCGCAUCAUCCUGCUCAUCCUCAAGACCAACGACCUGACGCGCAGCCUCGACGAGAACCUGCACACCCGCCAGGGGCCCGCCCGCACCUUUCUGAUCCUCGCCCGCUACUGCACCCGCACCGUCUUCUACGAGCAGCUCGACGAGGUGCGCGCGCGCGGCGGGUCGCUGCUCUGGCCGGCCAACGCGGUGCGCGUCGUGUGGGCGUGGGCGUCGCUGGUCAGGGUCGAGGUCAAGCUAGAGAUGUUUGAGCUCUGGCUGAGCGUAAAGCGCCUGCUGGGGAUGAAGAGCGGCGUGGGCGCGCUGCAGUAA
Messenger RNA from Cordyceps fumosorosea ARSEF 2679, 1830 nucleotides. RefSeq names its product ubiquinone biosynthesis protein. Lineage: Eukaryota; Fungi; Ascomycota; Sordariomycetes; Hypocreales; Cordycipitaceae. Gene Ontology annotation, cellular component: mitochondrial inner membrane. The record is from RefSeq and is a predicted model, not a curated record. The coding region runs from base 1 to 1830 and encodes 609 amino acids. The transcript has 3 exons. Gene Ontology annotation, biological process: lipid homeostasis; mitochondrion organization.